Molecule: messenger RNA, 798 nt
Organism: Jatropha curcas
Lineage: Eukaryota; Viridiplantae; Streptophyta; Magnoliopsida; Malpighiales; Euphorbiaceae
Source: RefSeq, a predicted model, not a curated record
CUCAAUUUAUGCUACGCAAACACAACAGAAAACAAAAACACUCUCGACUCUCAUAGUUACCAUUUCCUGAGCCUUUAACGGAAGACGGAGCAUAAACUAUUCGAAACCCUAAUCAACAGAAUUUGUGAUGGCUUCAAAACGAAUUAACAAGGAAUUGAAGGAUCUGCAGCGUGACCCUCCAGCUUCAUGCAGUGCUGGCCCACUUGCUGAUGAUAUGUUCCACUGGCAAGCAACAAUCAUGGGUCCAGCUGACAGCCCUUUUGCUGGUGGUGUGUUUCUUGUCUCAAUUCAUUUUCCACCAGAUUAUCCAUUCAAGCCACCGAAGGUUUCCUUCCGUACAAAGGUCUUCCAUCCCAACAUCAACAGCAAUGGAAGCAUUUGUCUUGACAUUCUCAAAGAGCAGUGGAGCCCUGCCCUUACUAUAUCCAAGGUCCUUUUGUCCAUCUGCUCACUGCUGACUGAUCCAAACCCAGAUGAUCCGCUGGUGCCUGAGAUUGCUCACAUGUACAAGACGGAUAGAGCCAAGUAUGAGGCUACUGCUCGAUCCUGGACCCAGAAAUAUGCAAUGGGGUAGGGUUCUGCGUCUACCUGAUGGCUAUAGCAUGCUUCAUCCUAUUAGCAAAUAAUAGAAAACUUCUUGCUCAGCUCUGCUGUCCUUGUUUUUGAACAUUAUAGUUAGGCUUUAUCUUGUCAUAAUGCGACCUUACUAAAAGUUCUAUACUAGUGUGAAAAACCUCAUGAAAAUUUGGCAAGCACUUUCCUUUAUCAUUUGUUAAUCCAUGAUAUAUUGAUUGUCCA